Messenger RNA from Linum tenue, 1419 nucleotides. NCBI's taxonomy places the organism in Eukaryota, Viridiplantae, Streptophyta, Magnoliopsida, Malpighiales, Linaceae. The record is from the annotation of a GenBank genome assembly.
AUGUCACUUCGGUUGAACGCAGCAGCACAUCGCUUAUGCAGAGGGGCAGCUGGGUUCGCACUGCCGGAUCUGCUGCUUUUCCGGAGAACCAGAUCUGGUGGCUCCGGCGGUACCAAAACCCGCACCAGAGCUCGUCAAGCCUCCCGCCGCGCCAGAUCCGCCGCCACCUUCGCUGGUACCACCAAAAGUCGCCGAUUUUGUCGCAAAUCCGGAUCUGCUACCUCUCCUGCAUCCCGAUCUCGUCGCUCCGCCAGUAGCAAAGUAGCCAAAUCUUAUGGCUCCGCCGGUAACCGAGUCGUUCCGGAUUUGCGGGAGAGCGGAGGUGGCGGCAGAUCUGGCACAGUGGGAGGCUUGACGAGUUCUGGUGCGGGUUUUGGUACCGCCGGAGCCACCAGAUCUGGUUCCCGGAGAAGCAGCAGAUCCGGCAGUGCGAACCCGGCUGACCCUCUGCGUAAGCGAUGUGCUGCUGCGUUCAACCGAAGUGACAUUGCUCUUGAGCCUAUGACGGUCGACACUUCAUUUCCUAUGAAUCUGGCGCUGCCCAGCCCCGUGAGCGAGAAGAUCCUGAAGGUUAAAGAAGGUGAUAAGUCGCGUUAUACAGCAACUCGAAUAUGUCUCCAAAAUUUCUCGAACUGGAUUUUGGCGGAAAGCUCAGUUGGAGGGGAGCUUGCUCGGUCCAGAAUUCACUACCUGGCAAAUGUGCUGAUACAGAGGCAGGUCAUUACUAUUGGGAGUCUCGAAGAUGCCAUAGCUUUGGCCAUACUAAGGAGGGAGUAUGGUUAUAGAGGCCAAGUCUCACUGUGCUGUUGUGAAUCUGGGAAAACUGAUGAGGUGAGGAAUGCCUUGCCAAACAUACUGGGUGUCCAAGUGAAAUGGACCGGGAAGAAAAGGAAGCUUUCUGCGCCACUGCAGGAUUGAUGUUGUGCAUGAUUCACGAGGUAGCAUCUAACUCUAAAUAGGAAUGGAAGAGGUGUCUAGUAGAAAGCAUUGGAAUACUCUGAGGCGGCAUGUUGACUUUUACACUGAGGAUGGUAGGUUGCUAUUGAGAGGUUUAACCCUGAAAAGUCUUAAAUAGGAUGGUAAGUAGUAGUAGAAGGCCUAGUAGUUUAGUGGUUUCUCUGCCAAAACCCUACUUAAAUAUAGAUAGAUGAUAUGAGUUGUUUGUUGUGAGUACUGUUCUAUCGGAUCGUUUCCUGUUGUCACUACACAUCUUUUGGUCCUGAGUUCUGUCUUGAGCGAGUCUGGUUUGGUGUACCGUCGAACCGCUGCCUUUCUGUUGGAGACUCGUUUCCACUAUCCUCUGGUUUAAGCAAGCUAUGUAGUGACGAAUUUCUGUGAACUUUGAAAGUUGGAACAGACAGAACAGUUAUCUUUGAUGCACGCAUCCAUUGUCUGUCAUUAUAGUAUACUAGAAUCAAU